CGGCGGCGGGAGGAGGGGGACCGGGGAGCAGGCAGCAGCGGCAGGAGGGGACCGAGGAACCGGCGGCGGCAGCAGCAGCCGGGUUGCUAGGGAUGGAGAGAUCCCGUGUCACCCGGAUGUGAGUGUCAUGUUGGCCCAAACUCUGAGGGAUUUGGCAGCGGCGAAGCAGCAGCGGCAGGAGGAGGAGGAGCAGCGGCAGCCCCUCGCACGUCUCUAGUCACUACCAUGGGGGUCGGGUAGCGGGUAGCGCAGGGGCAGCGCGCACCUGGCUCGGGGUGGGGUUGGGGGGCGUCUCUGCCCUUUUUUGUUUUUUCGUUUUCCUCUCACACGCUGGACAAAGUGAGAAAAAUGCACCAGCAGCAGCAGCCCGAGCAGCACCCUGAAGAGGUGAACUAUGCAAGUAGCACCAGGAUUCCUCUCCCUGGUGACGGACCAGCUAUUCAGUCAAACAGUUCAGCACCAUCCAAGCAAACUGUUCUAUCUUGGCAAGCUGCAAUCGAUGCUGCUAGACAAGCAAAGGCUGCCCAAAACAUGAGUACCACCACAGCCCAGCCUGUAGGAUCUCUGUCCCAAAGAAAACGCCAGCAAUAUGCCAAGAGCAAAAAACAGGGUAAUACGUCCAAUAGUCGGCCACCCCGUGCCCUUUUCUGUUUAUCCCUCAACAAUCCAAUACGAAGAGCCUGCAUUAGUCUAGUAGAAUGGAAACCAUUUGACAUAUUUAUACUACUGUCUAUUUUUGCCAAUUGUGUGGCCUUAGCUGUUUACAUCCCAUUCCCAGAAGAUGAUUCUAAUUCAACUAAUCAUAAUUUGGAAAAAGUAGAAUAUGCCUUCCUGAUAAUUUUUACAGUUGAAACAUUUUUGAAGAUUAUAGCAUAUGGAUUAUUAUUACACCCCAAUGCAUAUGUUAGAAACGGAUGGAAUUUAUUGGAUUUUGUAAUAGUAAUAGUAGGAUUAUUUAGUGUAAUAUUGGAACAAUUAACCAAAGAAACAGACGGUGGCAGCCACUCAGGUGGCAAACCUGGUGGCUUUGAUGUCAAAGCCCUAAGAGCCUUUCGUGUACUGCGACCUCUCCGACUUGUAUCAGGAGUGCCCAGUUUACAAGUUGUCCUGAACUCCAUUAUAAAAGCCAUGGUCCCCCUCCUCCAUAUUGCCCUUUUGGUAUUGUUUGUAAUCAUAAUCUAUGCUAUUAUAGGAUUGGAACUUUUUAUUGGAAAAAUGCACAAAUCUUGUUUUCUUAUUGAUUCAGAUAUACUAGUUGAAGAUGAUCCAGCACCUUGUGCAUUCUCAGGGAACGGCCGUCAGUGUGUCAUGAACGGCACCGAAUGUAAGGGUGGAUGGGUUGGACCGAACGGAGGCAUAACCAACUUCGAUAACUUUGCAUUUGCAAUGCUGACUGUGUUCCAGUGUAUAACCAUGGAAGGAUGGACUGAUGUGUUGUACUGGGUAAAUGAUGCAAUAGGAUGUGAGUGGCCAUGGAUCUAUUUUGUUAGUCUUAUCAUCCUUGGCUCAUUUUUCGUACUUAACCUGGUUCUUGGUGUACUUAGUGGAGAAUUUUCCAAAGAAAGGGAAAAAGCCAAGGCCCGAGGUGACUUUCAGAAGCUACGUGAAAAACAACAGCUCGAAGAAGAUCUGAAGGGAUAUUUGGACUGGAUUACCCAGGCAGAAGACAUUGACCCCGAGAAUGAUGAAGAGGCUGAUGAAGAAGGCAAGAGGAACAGGCUUACACUGGCUGACUUAAUGGAAGACAAGAAGAAAAGCAGACUUAGCUGCUUUGGCCGUUCUUCCAAUAAACAUGCGAGCAUGCCCACCAGCGAGACCGAGUCCGUCAACACGGAGAACGUCAGCGGGGAAGGGGAGAGCCCGGCGUGCUGUGGGAGCUUGUGUCAAACCAUCUCAAAAUCCAAGUUCAGUCGGCGCUGGCGUCGCUGGAACCGCUUUAACAGAAGAAAAUGUAGGGCUGCAGUAAAAUCUGUCACAUUUUAUUGGCUUGUUAUUGUCUUGGUCUUUUUGAACACGUUAACUAUCUCAUCAGAGCAUUACAAUCAACCUGACUGGCUGACCCAGAUCCAAGAUAUCGCAAAUAAAGUUCUUCUGGCUUUAUUCACCUGUGAAAUGUUAGUAAAGAUGUACAGCUUGGGCCUACAGGCCUAUUUUGUUUCUCUCUUUAACCGCUUUGAUUGCUUCGUUGUUUGUGGUGGCAUUGUUGAAACCAUUUUGGUGGAGUUGGAAAUUAUGUCACCCCUUGGAAUUUCAGUGUUUCGCUGUGUUCGUCUCCUGCGUAUAUUUAAAGUAACAAGGCACUGGGCAUCCCUGAGCAACUUGGUAGCAUCCUUGUUAAACUCAAUGAAGUCCAUUGCUUCACUGUUGCUUCUGCUUUUCCUCUUCAUCAUAAUCUUCUCGUUGCUUGGAAUGCAGCUGUUUGGAGGCAAAUUUAAUUUUGAUGAAACUCAAACAAAACGGAGCACCUUCGAUAAUUUUCCACAAGCCCUUUUAACUGUAUUCCAGAUCCUAACAGGUGAAGACUGGAAUGCUGUCAUGUAUGAUGGCAUAAUGGCAUACGGUGGUCCCUCAUCCUCAGGCAUGAUCGUCUGUAUAUAUUUCAUUAUCCUCUUCAUCUGUGGUAACUAUAUCUUGCUAAAUGUCUUCUUGGCCAUUGCUGUGGAUAACUUGGCAGAUGCUGAAAGUCUAAAUACAGCUCAGAAAGAAGAAGCUGAAGAAAAGGAAAGGAAAAAGAAUGCAAGAAAGGAGAGUCUGGAAAAUAAAAAAAGUGAGAAGUCAGAAGGUGAUCAAAAGAAGCCCAAGGAUAGUAAGGUGACAAUUGGCGAAUAUGGAGAAGGAGAGGAUGAGGAUAAAGAUCCCUAUCCCCCCUGUGAUGUACCAGUGGGUGAAGAUGAAGAAGAUGAGGAGGAGGAACCAGAGGUACCAGCAGGCCCACGUCCCCGUAGAAUAUCAGAGCUCAACAUGAAGGAGAAGAUAACACCGAUCCCUGAAGGGAGUGCCUUCUUCAUUUUCAGCAGCACCAACCCAAUUCGAGUGGGAUGCCACAGACUUAUCAAUCACCACAUCUUUACCAAUCUCAUCCUCGUCUUCAUCAUGCUGAGCAGUGUUUCCUUAGCAGCAGAAGAUCCAAUUCGCAGCCACUCUUUUCGAAAUAAUAUCCUAGGGUAUGCAGAUUAUGUCUUCACUAGUAUGUUUACAUUUGAGAUCAUUUUGAAGAUGACAGCUUUUGGAGCAUUCCUUCAUAAAGGGUCCUUCUGCAGGAAUUAUUUUAAUUUGCUGGAUUUGCUGGUUGUGGGCGUUUCUCUGGUAUCAUUUGGGAUUCAAUCAAGUGCUAUCUCAGUCGUGAAGAUUCUCAGAGUUUUAAGGGUCUUGAGGCCUCUAAGGGCAAUAAACAGAGCAAAAGGACUUAAGCACGUUGUUCAAUGUGUCUUUGUGGCUAUUAGAACUAUUGGUAAUAUCAUGAUUGUUACAACUCUGCUGCAAUUCAUGUUUGCUUGUAUUGGGGUGCAGCUGUUUAAGGGAAAAUUCUACAAGUGCACAGAUGAGGCAAAACAGAACCCCGAGGAAUGCCGAGGGAUUUACAUCGUUUAUAAGGAUGGAGAUGUCGAUAGUCCCAUGGUCAAAGAGAGAGUCUGGCAGAACAGUGAUUUCAACUUUGAUAACGUUCUCUCUGCUAUGAUGGCCCUUUUCACAGUCUCCACCUUUGAAGGCUGGCCAGCGCUGCUAUACAAAGCCAUUGAUUCAAAUGGCGAGAAUGUAGGACCUGUAUACAACUAUAGAGUGGAGAUCUCAAUUUUUUUCAUCAUCUAUAUCAUCAUUAUUGCUUUCUUUAUGAUGAACAUAUUUGUUGGUUUUGUGAUUGUUACGUUCCAAGAACAGGGAGAGCAAGAGUACAAGAACUGUGAGCUGGACAAAAAUCAGCGUCAGUGUGUAGAGUAUGCCUUGAAGGCACGUCCUCUCCGUAGAUAUAUUCCAAAAAAUCCUUACCAGUACAAGUUCUGGUAUGUGGUGAACUCUACUGGAUUUGAAUACAUCAUGUUUGUUCUCAUCAUGCUGAACACCCUUUGCUUGGCUAUGCAGCACUAUGGACAGUCUAAGCUAUUUAAUGAUGCGAUGGACAUUAUGAAUAUGGUUUUCACAGGAGUGUUCACUGUUGAAAUGGUUUUGAAACUGAUUGCAUUCAAACCCAAGAUUUUUGUAAGAAAAAAGGAAAGAUGGCUAGGCUAUUUUAGUGAUGCCUGGAAUACGUUUGACUCCCUCAUCGUUAUUGGCAGCAUAGUAGACGUCGUUCUCAGUGAAGCUGAUCCAAAGCCAACUGAAACAGUCACAACUGAUGAGUCUGGGAACUCUGAGGACAGCGCUCGGAUCUCCAUCACUUUUUUCCGUCUCUUCCGUGUGAUGAGGUUGGUGAAGCUGCUGAGCAGAGGAGAAGGAAUCAGAACAUUACUCUGGACAUUUAUCAAGUCAUUUCAGGCUCUGCCUUACGUUGCCCUUCUGAUUGCCAUGCUGUUCUUCAUCUAUGCUGUCAUUGGAAUGCAGGUAUUUGGAAAAGUGGCCAUGAGGGACAACAAUCAAAUAAACAGAAACAACAAUUUUCAGACUUUCCCCCAAGCUGUGCUGCUUCUCUUCAGGUGUGCAACUGGAGAAGCCUGGCAGGAAAUCAUGUUGGCAUGUUUGCCUGGAAAGCGCUGUGAUCCAGAAUCCGAUUAUAAUCCUGGGGAAGAAUACACCUGUGGAAGCAAUUUUGCCAUCAUUUAUUUUAUCAGUUUUUACAUGCUCUGUGCAUUUUUGAUUAUAAACUUAUUUGUGGCUGUCAUUAUGGAUAAUUUUGAUUAUUUGACACGUGACUGGUCUAUUCUGGGCCCCCACCAUUUGGAUGAAUUCAAAAGAAUAUGGUCAGAAUAUGACCCUGAAGCAAAGGGAAGGAUAAAGCACCUUGAUGUGGUGACAUUGCUGAGACGGAUUCAGCCUCCACUUGGUUUUGGCAAGUUAUGCCCUCACCGAGUGGCCUGCAAGAGGUUAGUAGCCAUGAAUAUGCCACUAAACAGUGAUGGGACCGUCAUGUUCAAUGCUACUUUAUUUGCUUUGGUUAGGACUGCUCUAAAGAUAAAAACAGAAGGUAACCUGGAGCAAGCCAAUGAAGAACUUAGAGCAGUCAUAAAGAAAAUAUGGAAGAAAACAAGCAUGAAAUUACUUGACCAAGUUGUCCCUCCCGCUGGCGAUGAUGAGGUAACCGUGGGGAAGUUCUAUGCCACCUUCCUGAUACAGGACUACUUUAGGAAAUUCAAGAAACGCAAAGAACAAGGACUGGUGGGGAAAUAUCCUGCGAAGAACACCACGAUUGCUCUGCAGGCAGGACUAAGGACACUUCAUGAUAUUGGCCCAGAAAUACGCCGAGCUAUAUCCUGUGACUUGCAAGAUGAUGAACCAGAGGAAAACAAUCCAGAGGAGGAGGAAGAUGUUUAUAAAAGGAAUGGUGCCCUCUUUGGCAACCACAUAAACCACAUUAGCAGUGACAGACGAGAUUCAUUUCAGCAGAUCAACACCACACACCGUCCCUUACACGUCCAGCGGCCUUCAAUUCCCUCUGCAAGCGAUACUGAGAAAAACAUGUAUCAUCAGGCAGGAAACUCUGUGUACCACAAUCAUCACAAUCACAACUCGGUAGGAAAGCACGUUCCAAACUCAACAAAUGCCAAUCUCAAUAAUGCCAACGUGUCCAAAGUCCAUGGAAGACAUGCAAGUUUUGGAAAUCGUGAGCAUAGAUCUGAAAACAGUUACCGCUCACACUCCAGGACUGACCACGAGAAGCGCAGAAGGCCAAGCAGUAGGAGAACACGCUACUAUGAAACAUAUAUUAGAUCUGACACUGGUGAUGGGCGCCGACCUACGAUUCGCAGGGAAGAACAUGAAGUCCAAGACUAUUGCAAUGAUGAUCAUUAUUUGGGAGAGCAGGAGUAUUACAGUGGAGAAGAAUAUUAUGAAGAUGACAGUAUGUUGUCAGGAAACAGGCAUAGAUAUGAUUACCACUGUAGAUAUCACUGCCAUGACUCAGAUUUUGAGAGACCAAAAGGUUACCAUCACCCACAUGGUUUUUUUGAGGAAGAUGAUUCACAGAUCUGUUAUGAUACAAAAAGAUCUCCUAGGAGACGGCUGCUACCUCCAACACCACCACCACAUAGACGAUCCUCCUUUAACUUCGAAUGCCUCCGCCGACAAAGUAGCCAAGAUGACAUUCCACUCUCUCCUAAUUUUCACCAUCGCACGGCCCUGCCACUUCACUUAAUGCAACAGCAGGUGAUGGCUGUGGCAGGUCUGGAUUCCAGCAAAGCUCAUAAACAUUCACCGAGUCGUUCAACGCGUUCCUGGGCCACCCCACCUGCCACCCCUCCCAACAGGGACCGCUCCCCCUAUUACACCCCUCUGAUCCAGGUGGACAGGGCUGACUCCACAGAGCACAUGAAUGGCAGCCUGCCCUCCCUGCACAGGAGCUCCUGGUACACGGAUGACCCCGACAUUUCCUACAGGACAUUCACACCAGCCAGCCUGACCGUCCCCAACGACUUCAGGCACAAGCACAGCGACAAGCAGAGGAGUGCAGACAGCCUGGUGGAAGCGGUACUUAUAUCUGAAGGCCUAGGAAGGUAUGCAAAGGACCCUAAAUUUGUUUCGGCUACGAAACACGAGAUUGCUGAUGCAUGUGACAUGACUAUUGACGAGAUGGAGAGUGCAGCAAGUAACCUUCUCAAUGGAAAUAUCAGCAAUGGGACCAAUGGGGAUAUGUUUCCAAUUUUAAGCAGACAAGAUUACGAACUUCAAGAUUUUGGUCCUGGUUACAGCGACGAAGAGCCGGAAACGGGACGAUACGAGGAAGACUUAGCUGAUGAAAUGAUAUGCAUUACAAGCUUAUAGUAUUUAGCAAGGAAAUGUUCUAAUAACAGAAAAAGUGCCUCGUAGUUUCAAGAUGCUAGGCACUAGCUGGAGUGAAUAACCAAUCCAAGUUUUGUACGAGUGAUGUCACACCUCAAGGAAGCCAUAACUAAUAAAUUUAUUAUCUCCAGGUUGCCGAAACGUGAACAGAGCUGCGGUAGGUCAAGUAUCCUCCCACAGAGUCUUCAGUUCCUCUGUAGGAAUAAGGUUAUUUAGAAACCAAGCAGAUUGUGACAAUCAGUUUUUUGAGGGCUAGAGCAGGAUUCUGAGGUGUAAUAUCUUGCCUGUCUUUCAACCUUGUGCUGCUGUCCUCCCUAGCGGGAUUUUGUCAGUGACAAUGUCUGUAGAGGUCUGGCACAGGAUUGUGUGGGAAACAGCAACAUGAGAUGAGUGAUGACAACCAAUAAUGUCAUUACCUCAGUGCUCAAAGCAUAUCAGCUACCCAUUGCAUAUCCAUUCUAACAUUGUUUUCAAACUUGCCUCCUGAUUUCUUUUCUUAAUGCUCUUCUAAAAUACAAUUUGUCACGCUCUACCUGUUAGAGAUCGUUGGAAAAAGAAGUUAUAUAAAGAAUAAUCCGUCAUAUGUAACAUCAGUUUACAUAGGAAAAUAUCAUUCAGAUGGUCUGUUUUAUGACUAUCAUGUUAAGGGCAAAAUAUACUGGAAUAAUUGCAUUCUUACUAAUGCACUUGCAACCAGGUUAUAGUAGAAUUAGAUAAGAUAGUUUGCUAAAAAUUAUAUAGUAGAAAAUAUUGUAAAUUAAUUGUAAUAUACAAUGAUUUGUAUUUGUAAAGAGAUGUUCUAUAUUUUGUAAUUAUUGUACCGUAAUUGAACUGCAGCAAUAUUUAUGGACCCUAAUUAUUGUAACUCUCCACAGAAUUCUAGAUAGAAGUAUUUUUACUUGGAAUAUAUAGAUCUAUAGCAUAAAUAUUUAAAUAGAGCCACCUCUCAGUGUAAAUCUCUUUUUGGGAUAAAGUGUCAAGUUUGAACUUGGCAACAGAUCAGAUUUUUUUAAAAAUAAUUGAGUCAAAAGAAUCUCUCUGCAUAAGGGAUAUACUGUUGACUACUCAGUCUUAUACUUGGAAAGGUAAAAAAUUUAAAGUAAUUUCAACUCUUUUUUUUUUUUUUUUUUUUUUUUUCUUUACUGAAAAGUAAGUUCUAAUUUUAUUUUUGUAAUAACCCCAUGCAAAAAACCCCCAAACCCAAGACCUUGUCAAGUUCAUGCCAGGGUAUUCCUGGUCAUGAGGCAAUUAGUUUUGACAAAAUGUAAUACCUACAUACCCUAAAUUGACACAGGAAAUAUCUGAGGCAGAAAAUACUUCACAGGUAAAUGAAAAUGUUUUACUUCAGUACUAUUUACUCUGCUUGGAAUGAGAAGAAAUGUGAUAGUAUGAUUCCACACGGAACCAAAAACCUUGAUAUAAAAAAAUAUUUUAUUGCCUCUACCCUUCUGUUGUUCUAUGUGUACUAUUUCAAAGAUUUAUUUUUAUGCAAUCAAGAGAGGGCUUCGAUAUUGUUCACAAUGCAGUAAAACUCUGAAAUGUCUUUGAGGCUGAAAUGACCUUGGAGGAUAAUUAAAACACCCUGAAAGCUACUGUCUAUUUUGUUAGCACUGGAUAACAAUGACUUGUUCUAACAAGUUAUCUUAUCAGGUUUUACCUGUAGUUCCUAUGCUAGAUAGCAAUCCAGUUCACAUUUUUACAAAUGUGAUGUUUAAAACAUGUCAAUAAACAUUUUGUACAUAAUGACAGUUUCCUAUGAAUAGCUUACAGACUUCCUCUGAAAUCAUUCUUAUUUCAAAUGCCAGGAUAAGAACUUAAAGGUUUGUAAAUUAUUUCUUGACCUACAUCAUUUUGUAUUAAAAACAAAUGCAAAAUGUUCUUCAAAAUAAAACUGUGUAAUAAUUUUAUUAUA
This is a messenger RNA of Poecile atricapillus (Black-capped chickadee), 8842 nucleotides long. It is a transcript of the gene CACNA1D, whose product is annotated as calcium voltage-gated channel subunit alpha1 D. Bases 349 to 6912 code for a protein of 2187 amino acids. The record is from RefSeq and is a predicted model, not a curated record. The transcript is spliced from 50 exons. Gene Ontology annotation, biological process: calcium ion import across plasma membrane. NCBI's taxonomy places the organism in Eukaryota, Metazoa, Chordata, Aves, Passeriformes, Paridae. Gene Ontology annotation, cellular component: voltage-gated calcium channel complex; membrane. Gene Ontology annotation, molecular function: high voltage-gated calcium channel activity.